ACACAAGUUUUGAGCUCAUAGACAGUGAGCUGUGCACAGUGCAGACAGGAGGGAGAGUCUGAGCGCAGCGGGCUAAGCACUGCUCUCUGCCGGGGGAUCUUACAGCCCACCAGCCUAUUUCGGAGAACAUUGCCUGAUUAAAUUUCCUGAACAAACGGGACAGGUGUGGACACUUUUGCAACUAUGCCUUGUUAUUUUUGGAGACGCUGCGCAGUGAGUCAGAUGGACCCGCUCUCACUGGACUCGCUGUGACUCCAAACGGCAGACGCGCGCUUAUCGUAAUAUAGCAAAGUGGAACAGGUAUCUCUGAGGAGAAGAGAGGGACGCUGUGCCGUUGGAGGAUUUUAUUGCUAAAGUAAACAAACAGCUGGAGGACUAUACCGUAAAGAGGACCGAAUUACCACAGAGCGAGCGGGAGACUUGUUCGGAGGAGACGAGAACCGAGCCAUGGAGGUGGCAGCGGCGGACCAGUCUCGGUGGAUGGCGCACCAUCACGCAGUGCUGAACGGUCAGCACCCGGACUCCCACCACCACAGUCUGAGCCACAACUACAUGGAGCCGAUGGCGCCUUUGCUGCCCCAGGACGAGGUUGACAUGUUUCUGAACCACUUGGACUCUCAAGGGAAUCCUUACUACACCAACUCCCGGGCGAGGGUCACAUACAGUCAGGCCCACGCUCGCCUCACUGGGAACCAGGUUUGCCGGCCACACCUCAUCCACAGUCCCGGCAUCCCCUGGCUGGACCCCGGGAAAGCCGCCCUGUCCGCCGCGCACCACCACAACGCAUGGGCGGUCAGCCACUUUAGCAAACCGGGCCUCCACCACGCCGGCUCCGGCUACCCGUGCAGCAGCAGCGCCGGCACGGCCUCCGUGUCCUCGCUCACCCCGGCGUCCCACUCCAGCCCGCACCUCUACAGCUUCCCCCCGACCCCGCCGAAAGACGUGUCCCCCGACCCGGGCCCCACCUCGCCGACCUCCACCUCCGCCAGGAUGGACGAGAAGGACUCGAUCAAGUACCAGGUGCCGUUGACGGACGGCAUGAAGAUGGAGAGCUGCAGCCCGCUCCGCGGCGGCCUGGCCUCCAUGAACGGCCAGGCGGCGGCCACGCAUCACCCCAUCCCGACCUACCCGGCCUACUCCCUCCCCACGCCCCACGAAUACAGCGGCAGCCUCUUCCACCCCGGCAGCCUGCUCGGCGGGUCCUCCUCCAGCUUUACGCCGAAAUGCAAAAGCAAAGCCAGGUCGAGCUCAGAACUAUAUGCAGAGGGCCGAGAGUGCGUGAACUGCGGCGCCACGUCCACUCCCCUGUGGCGGCGGGACGGCACCGGCCACUACCUGUGCAACGCCUGCGGACUGUACCACAAGAUGAACGGCCAGAACCGUCCGCUCAUCAAGCCCAAGCGGAGACUGUCCGCCGCUAGACGUGCAGGCACCUGCUGUGCAAACUGCCAGACAACCACCACCACCCUGUGGAGGCGCAACGGGAACGGAGACCCGGUGUGUAAUGCCUGUGGCCUCUACUUUAAAUUACACAACGUCAACAGACCCUUGACCAUGAAGAAGGAAGGCAUCCAGACGCGCAACCGCAAGAUGUCCAGCAAGUCCAAGAGGAACAAGCGGGCGGGGGACGGCUUUGACGAGCUCUCCAAGUGCAUGCAGGACAAGGCCUCGCCCUUUGGCGCCGGGCCCGGCCUCACCAGCCACAUGGCCCACAUGGGUCACCUCCCCCCCUUCAGCCACUCGGGACACAUGCUGCCCACUCCCACGCCCAUUCACCCGUCGUUUGGCCACCCGCACCACUCCAAUCGGUCGCCGGUCUGGGCUGAGCCUCACUGAAGGCCCCUGUAGGACACAGGAACCACAGGAACACUAAAACGGCAGACCUGUGUCCUGUACGGUGGUUGGUCCGAGCGGGAGCGACCUUCAGUCAGACUGAAUAACCGAGAGGGUCGCGUCACGCCACGGCCUCGCUGAGGGAACGUCGUGGACUUUUGCAGACUCUGUGAAGAGCUAACGUAAUGAGGGGGGUUUGUCCGUCCCCCCCCGUCCCCCCGCCCCCCUCUCUGGGUGAGCGGGGGCUGGCGGGAGCAGAGUGAAUGGAGAAGCUUGUCAUUCUUUUUUUUUUGCUUAUUUUUACUAAGUCACUUUGGUACCCACCUCUCCAUGACCCUGUAACGGGAGACUCCAGAGAGGGCCUGAAAAGAAUUGCUGUUUCUCACCUCAUGAUCGUAUCGUCGUACUCCGAGGCACGCGCACCCCCGUCCAUCGCCGCACUGCUGUCCAGAACUGCCGCCCGACGCCCAGACGAACCCCUCGGUGCUGGAAGCUUCUCUUACGGGCAAAACCGCUGCGAGGCACCAGCGAACCAGUGCUCUCCUCCGAUGCUGGAUUGUGCACCACAACGCUCACCUGUUUUUUCAUGACUGUUUUAUGGAAAAAAAAAC
Messenger RNA from Fundulus heteroclitus (mummichog), 2444 nucleotides. It is a transcript of the gene gata2a, whose product is annotated as GATA binding protein 2a. The transcript is spliced from 6 exons. The coding region runs from base 448 to 1836 and encodes 462 amino acids. Gene Ontology annotation, cellular component: nucleus. The record is from RefSeq and is a predicted model, not a curated record. NCBI's taxonomy places the organism in Eukaryota, Metazoa, Chordata, Actinopteri, Cyprinodontiformes, Fundulidae. Gene Ontology annotation, biological process: positive regulation of angiogenesis; negative regulation of transcription by RNA polymerase II; cell fate commitment. Gene Ontology annotation, molecular function: RNA polymerase II cis-regulatory region sequence-specific DNA binding; DNA-binding transcription factor activity, RNA polymerase II-specific; zinc ion binding.